Dunckerocampus dactyliophorus (ringed pipefish) is the source of this 8217-nucleotide messenger RNA. It is a transcript of the gene skap1, whose product is annotated as src kinase associated phosphoprotein 1. Lineage: Eukaryota; Metazoa; Chordata; Actinopteri; Syngnathiformes; Syngnathidae. Gene Ontology annotation, molecular function: protein binding. Gene Ontology annotation, cellular component: cytoplasm; plasma membrane. Bases 699 to 1763 code for a protein of 354 amino acids. The transcript is spliced from 13 exons. The record is from RefSeq and is a predicted model, not a curated record.
UGUGACACUUUUACAGCCAAUUUCUCGGGUUUUUUUCCCCACUGCGGGUUAACGAGGCCUUCGCGGUUAACUAGCUUGAAACUGCAAAGCCAAAGUUAUAAUAGAGAGAGCAAAGCUCAUUACAAUUACGAGAUAAUUUAACGUUUACAUAACAUAUCUUGUAUUUGUGGAAGGAACACGAAACAUCGACGGCGAUUUGGCUUGCCUGGACCUUAGAGGGCGGGAGAUUCAAGCCGUGGCAAUCGUUUCCGGUUCAUUAAGUUAGGUCACCUGGGUUAGUGGGUCACCUGGUUACAUAACAGCUAGCUAGACAGGCUAGCAAGUGCGUCACGAACUGUGCCUAACCCCCACCGAUGAAGAACGUCCAACAUGGCGUCGACGCAAAGAUGACAGACAGCAAAUGAAGAGGAUUAAAAAAGCCCCCCACACCCUAGGUUGUCUGUGCUGCUGAAGGACGAGCUGAGGCCUUCACUUCCUGUCAAACGUGUCAUCAGCCUCGACCGAGAAACCAGAGGAAAUCUCCCGCCCCCACCCCCCCGCCUCCACAACCCAGAGUGGGGUGUUGAUCUAGAUGCUGCCACGGAAGUUGUGUGUUUCAGAGUGCUGAGCCACGUUGGUCUUCCCGUGUCCAUGCUGUAACGGGACGACGGGUUUAGCGGGUCUUGAAAAGUGCCGAGUUGCACAGGUGGACGUCAGGAAUGGGGACCAUCCCAAACGACAUCAGGAGACUCCUGGAUGACUGUGAGCUGUUUGUGUCAGAUAUCCUCCAGGAUGAGCGGCUGAGUGAAAAUGCAAAAGAGACCCGGAAAGUCUUGCUGAAUAAUUUCAGGGUGGUGCACGUGAGGAACCCUCAGGAAUUCCCCUUCCGGUCUGAUUCCAGGGAGGAUGAUGGUUCUGACGACAACCGCAGCUCCAGUUUGGGUCGCUCUGCCCCUUCGGACGACGCCUCGCUUGCUUCCGACUACCAGGACGACGGCGCUCCUGAGUUCUUUGAGGACAUCCCGCCCACAGCAGCACAAGACCUCAGCAACAUCUUGAAGCAAGGUUACUUGGAAAAGAGACGAAGAGAUCACAGCUUCUUUGGCCCCGAGUGGCAGAAGAGGUGGUGCGUCCUCAACAAUUCCAUAUUCUUCUACUUUGGGAGUGAAAAAGAUAAGCAACAGAAAGGCUCGUUUUACAUCAACGACUACAGCGUUCAGCUCGUGGCCAACGUGAGGAAAGACUCCAAAAGGAACGCCUGCUUUGAGCUCUUUGCUCCCGGCCGGAGGACUUUUCAGUUCACUGCCAGCAGUCCUCAGGAGGCUCGAGAGUGGGUGAACCACAUCAGCUUUGUCUUGCGAGAUCUCAGCUCCAGCACCAUUCCUUUCGACGAGGACGAGGAAGAUGAGGGCAACGAAGAAGAGGAGACCUACGAUGACAUCGACAUCGCCUCCAGCGCCCGUCCCACUGUCAUGGGAAGGCGGGACGCGGCGAAAGCUGAUGAGGACGACGACAGCGACAUUUAUGAGGUCCUGCCAGACGAGGACUUUCCAGAUCCACCAGAUGAUUGCACGGAGACGGCCAACAAAUCAGAUUUUGCCAACUACUACGAGGCUGUAUGGGACUGCCAGGCCGACCAGCCGGACGAGCUGUCCUUUGUCAGAGGUGACCUCAUCUUCAUCCUCAGUAAGGAGUACAACAUUGACGGCUGGUGGGUCGGCGAGCUGAACGGUGCGGUGGGUAUCGUCCCCAAGGACUUCCUGCACCCCGCCUACAUCCUGUGAGCCGCAGCAGGUACGAGACGCCCUCUCCUUAGCAUCAGCACCACGGCCCAUUAGUGCGGGCCGACACCCGCCAACACCUCCUAACAUCUCCCCCGGUGCUCUUCCAGGCGGAGGCCCGGCUUCAUUUGCUCGUUAACCCCGCUGUCCGCUAAAAAGGAGCGUAAACAUUCUGCCUGCUUAGGACCCAAUUAUGAAAACAUCAUUGUCCGAUGAUGGCUUUGAUAUUUGAGGUUAUUAAAUUUCACUUUGCACAUUUUACGGGCUACAUUUUUAAUGAUUUCUCAUUCUGCUAACACACAAAUAAUAGUGGGAGAACCUUCUAACGUUUUUUUUUUUAUCAUUAAGAUGACUGUGAUGAAAUGAUCUAUAAUUUCAGAGAUGAUAAAGAAUGUAUGUUUAGCAAGAAUUGUUGGCAAAUCAAUCGGUUGUCUAAUUAGAGUGAACAUUAGGUUGAAUUCUGAUCCCUAAGGCUGCAAUAGUAAGUCAUGAUAUUGCAGAUAUGAAAUAAAAAUGUUAGUGAAAUAAAGCAAAUAUAGAAAUACUGUAUAUAUCGCCACUCAUUUUAGCUCAGGGGUGUCCAAAGUGGGGCCCGCGGCACAUUCUAAAAAAUAUACUUUUAACAAGAAAACAAAAAAUAACAGCAAAAAUUGAACAAUCUGCAGUAAUUUUACAAGAAUAAAGUCAAAAGAGAAAAAAGUUGUAAUUUUACGAGAAUAACAAAUGAGGAAAAAUAAUGGCAUUUUAGUAGCAUGAUUUUCAUUCAAGAAAAAAAUAUAUUAUUUCUUAUAAUGUUAUGAGAACCAAAAUACAGUUGUCAUUUCUGGGAAAAUAGGUUGCGGAAAAACUUCGGUGACGAGAAUGAAGUCAUUUUAUUAUGAAGAAAGUUUAAAUUUAAAAAUAACAAAAAAGACAACAGCAGAAAUUAACUAAAAAGCUGUAAUUUACACUUUUUUUUAUUUUUAAGACAAAUGUUUAUGUAUUCUAAAAAGGAAAAACAAUGUCCCAAAUUUUAAACUCAUAAUAUAAUGUCAUUUCAGUAGUUUGAAUAUUAAAAAAUAUAUAUUUUUAUAUGGAAUAGUUUGAAAAAAAAAUAUGCAUAACAAAAAACAAAACAAAAUAAAGUUGUAAUUUUUGGAAAAUUAGUCAUAAUAUUAUGAAAAUAACAUUUACAAGAAGAAAUAAAAUAAACAACAAAAGAAAUGUAAAAAUCAACAGUAAUUUAACCAGCAUCAGUCAAAAUAUUAAGAGAAAAAAGGUGUAUUCUAAUGAGUCAAAAAAAAUAACAAGAAUAUGAAUUUAAUAGCAUCGAGCUGAAAUAUUCAAGAAAAAAAAACAUUUUAAGUCGUAAUAUGAGACACAAAAUAAAGUUGGAAUUGAAUGAAUUUUUUUUUUUGUAAUUUUCAGCUAAUAAAGUCAAAAUAUUAAGAGAAAAAAUGUCAUAUUCUAACCAGGAAAAAAAAGUCCUGAUUUUAUGGGAAUAAACUCUUAAUAUUUUGAGGAAAAAUAAUGUCAUUUUAGUAGCAUACAGUUGAAAUAUUUUUUUGAAGUUGCAUUAUUAAAAACCAAAAAAAUUAAAGUUGUAAUUUUUUGAAAAUUUGGUUGGGGGAAAAAGGUAUAAUAUUAUGGGAAUAAAGUCAUAAUAUUUAUGAAGAGAACAUUUACAAGAAGAAAGUUACUACAGUAGUUGGAAAAUCAGAAAAAGCAACAGCAGAAAUGGAAAAGUCAGGAGUACUUUUACAAGAAUAAAGUCAAAAUAUUAAGACAAAAAAACGUAUUCUUAUGAGAAAAAAACAAAUGACAAGAAUAAACUCUUAGUAUGAGGAAAAAGAAUGUCAUUUGAAUAGCACAGAGUUGAAAUGUGAUUUUUUUUUUUUUUUUACUUUAGAAGUCAGAAUAUGCGACACAAAGUAAAGUUGUCAUUUUUGGAAAAUUAUGUUGCGGAAAUAGUUAUGUUAUGAGAAUAAAGUCAUAGUAUCAUGAAAAAAGUUGAAAUAGUUGGAAAACUAAAAAAAAAGGCAACAGUGAAUAAUGUGAAAAUAUUAAGAGAAAAAGUUGUAUUCUAACAAGGAAAAAAGUCCCAAUUUUUACAAGAAUAAAGUCAUAAUAUUAUGAGGAAAAAAAUGUCAUUUUAGAGUUUAAAUAUACAAGAAAAAUAUGGUAUUUUCAAAAAGUUGCAUUAUGUAAAAACAAAGUUGUCAUUUUUGGAAAAUUAGGUUGGGGAAAAAUGUAUCAUAUUAUUGGAAUAAAGUCGUGAUAUUCUGAAAAGAAAAUGUACAAGAAGAAAAUUAAAAUAGUAGAAAAAUGUUUAAAAAAAAAAAAAACAGCAGAAGUGGUCCGUAGAACCAGGAUAUAGAGCGGGUGGAGCCACCUGGUGUGGCCCAGCAAAGUGCACUGUGGUCGGACACACUCUUCGAGCAGCCCUGGUGUGCCGCCAUGGUCUCAUGCCGGAAUGCCUGAAGCAAGUGUCUCUUCUUCAGACGUUUGCUCAACAUUACUGAGGAUACAACUACAUCUACUGGUCACGUUUGGUAUUACAACUUGCUGCAUUAGACACCUCUCUAUGAGGAGGGCGCUGCUCGGAAGCACAGGAGACCAGAACGUGACCACAUAUUAGCCCAUCAGGGCAGGGUUCACAGCAUGAAAACAUUUUUACAAGUCGUAAUAUUAUGACAAACAAAAUAAAGUUGUAAUUUUUGGAAAUUUUGAUUGCGGAAAAAGUUAUAAUCUUACAAGAAUAAAUUCAAAAUAUGGGAAUAAAGUCAUAAUAUUUGAAAAGAACAUUUUUAAAGAACAUUUACAAAUUUUAUUUAAGAAGAGCGUGGCAAUAUUUGCAAAAUGAAAGAAAAAGCACCAAGAGUGCAGUUAUUAUUAAUAAUAUACUUUGUCCCCUAUAUGACAAAGUUGAGAUGCACUUUUUUCUUGAACUAUAUACAAGUCAAACUUGUCUAUAGCGGCCACUAGAGGGAGACUACAAAAGUGGCCGCUAUAGACAGGUGGCCUCUAUAGACAGUUUGCCAUCCAGUUUGAAUGUUGACCAGUAGAGGGGAAAAAAAGAAAAAAAUGGGGGGGGGAGGGAAUGAAUGUUGACCAGUAGAGGGCACUGUGGGACUGCGGAUAAAAGUUGUACAGCACUACUAGGCUUGUUAUUAUACACCACCCACAGAACAAAGCUGUGCUAGUAAUGUCUUACGCUUGUUUUUAAUAUUUUACUUUUUAUACGGCAGAGUGUCAUUACAGCUAUAGUUCAUCAGGAAGUGACAGGAAGUGACGGGAAGUGACGGUGGGCGUCCCGAGCAGGAGAGCUAGGCUCAGUGCUAGCUGUGAGUUUGGAGAGAGUUGGGAAGUGUGUUUAUGUUGGCGUGGAUGUAAAGUCCUGCAGUGUUCUCCGCUGUUAAUAAAGCCAUUAAAGUGCAUCGGCGACGUGAGUCUCUCCUUCCCCACAACAAGCGGCAUUACAGUAUUGACCAGUGCACACCAGGGAAUAAACGGUGUCAUUUCUUACAGGCAUUGGCUGGACAGCUAUGUAGUGGGGCUUGUUUAACCUUUGCCUUGUGGGCAAGCAGGAAGGAGAGACGAUGCUGAGAUAUGUGUGUGUGUGUUCUGAGCUGCUUCAAUAAAUAAAAUUGGCAGAAGCAACAGGAGAAGUUUCCUUCUUUGCUGGAGUCAGGUCGCCCUUACGACGGUUCUGAAUAACACUGACAAGUUAAGCGAACGGCAAAGAAGACUGCUUUUUUUGUGUCGAAUACAGAAGAUGAGGACUUUGAUGGAUUUGUGGAUGAGGAUUGAUGAAAAAUAACGUGAGUACAUUCUAAAAUACUUCAAUUAAAUACAACCGAACUCAGUUUUGCUCCCGCUGCUUUUUAAAAACAUAUGCUAGCAUGGUUUUAGCGUGCAGGCAGUAUUGUAUUGUAUUGUAGCGUCGCUGGGAGCACGUCCUGUUCCCAGCCUAAUUUGCGGUAAUGUUUUGUUGCAAAUGCUCUUAAAGUUACAUGUUUGACCAGGAAAUAGCAAGCUCAAAAGAAGACGGCUUUUUUAUGUGGAACAACUGACAGUUUGUGUGGAUCUUGUGAAUGAUUGUGACUGAGCUAGGACUCAGUAAUUAAAGUCUACACACGACGGCUUCAUUGAUUGAAAAAUGAAACUUUUUCAUGCAUGAAGCUUCUACUUGAGUCGGUAAUUUGGCCGCUAUAUGCGGUCAGAUAUUGACCAUGGGAGACAAAAUGGGUGGCUGCUGGACACGUUAGACAGGUGACUGCUAUACACAGGGUCUAUAACAUGUAAAUUUGCUACAGGGGAUUUUUCAGUGGCCGCUAUAGGCAGGUGGCCGUUCUAUAAAGGUGGCCGCUAAAACAGGUUUGACUGUACAUAUAUAACUUCUUCGCAUAUUUCACUAUGUGGCCCUCUCUGGAAAAACCUUGGGACACCUUUGCUUGGGGGCCCAAACUCGUGGCCCGUGGGCCAUUUGCGGCCAGACAAGUCACAUUUUGAGGCCCGCGACUUGUCUUUAAAGAUUAUUGUAAUACGGCCUGCGACAAGCCAAUGUUACUCGUAGGAUGCACACAUUAGCCUACACUGAACUAAGAGUGAGUGAGUCACUUAAAAAAUGUGGUAAAAAAAAUUCCACCCAUUUUCUAUACCGCUCGUCUUCAUUACGGUCACGGGUAAGCGGGAGCCUAUCCCAGCUGAAUGCAGCAAAAUAUAAACUGUGAAAUUAUUUAUUUAUUUGAUUCACCCCAUUACUUCCUGUAUCAAGAUAUUGUUGUUAUUGUGAGCCAUGUAUCGCGUGUCGUAUCGUGAGGUACCCCAAGAUUCCCAGCCCUGCUCCCAAUACUUGAUGCGGCCCAGCCUCACUCAGACUCUACCUCCAGCGGCCCCCAGGUAAAUUGUGUUUGACCCCGGCUUUAGAUGAAACCCAGGUUGCAGGUUUCUCUGUGGUCCACAAGGUGGCAGAGUUUCUCCAAUGUCUUCUUUCCAUGUGUGAACUUGAUUCAUUGAAAACACUCAUUUAGAAUUAAAUCAGGUGGUGUUGAUGUUCACCUGGAAGCCAGACUUUUAUUGUUCACUGUUCCAAGUUGACGUUUCAAAAAUAAAAUUGUGCGUUGCUGAAAAACUGUACAAACAGCGACUCUCAAUUUGGGAAACCAGUCAGCAGUGGUGAUAAACAGCUGGAAGGAAAACUGCAUGUUAGCAAAUGGAAUAAAAGCGUCUCAUUUUCUAUGCAGAGCGUGAACAUCAACAACGGCUCCCUUUUUGAACGUGACAGAAACUAAAGCGUUGUCUCUCCAAACAGGUUUUGAGAGGUCAGCUGAGGUGGCGCGUCGUCUUAUUGCACAAAAAGUUGAAUGUUCUCAGCGUGUGCGUUAUUCUUAAAAGACAGGUUCUUGUCUCCCUGUUGAAAUAUUUACCAUUUGAAUAUGAAACCCACAGCUAAAACGUCAGCAUGAGAUUUGUGGAGGGAGCUUUGGCGCCCUCUGCUGUCGCCAAAGAGAACCACCAUUCAGAACUGAUAAGCUUGCCAAAAGCGUUAAAAUUAUUUAAGUUUGAAAUGUUAAAAAAAAAAAUAAACUGACAAACUAAAUGUCCUCAGCAGUCUUGUACGUGGCGUCAGCCGCCAGGGAGGAUGGCGUUCCCUGCCCCGAGUGUCUCCUGCCGGCUAAUUCGGGAGCAGAGCUGCUCUCCAACACGCUGAAGUCGUUGUUCUCGCUCAGGUCUCCGCCAGUGAAGUUGACGUCUAGAGAGUUGCUCAGCUCCCUGGUGACGAAGCUCAGCUCAUCCUGGUCAGCGGCUCCGUUCACGUGAAGGGCCAACAUGGUACCGCCCGACACCGGUGACCAGGGGUCAGCAUCCUCGGGGGAGGACAUCUUCACGAACCCGUUUGGCGGCUGGAUCAGAUCGGUGGCGUCAUCGCUGAUGUGUUCCUCAUCGCUGACCUUAACGAUGCUCUCGUUGCAGGACGACAGCGAGCUGCUGUCCUCCUCCUCCUCGCUUCCCAUGUCCUGUCUGUGCUCGUCUUCAUGGCGUUCCUCCUUCGCCGGGUCGUCUGAUCUUACUCUGUCACAAGCAGAAACCACCUCCGCUCGUUCCUCCUCUGAGUCCGUAGGAGCUGAACUCGCGCUGUCCACAUCCUCAGAAGACUGCUGCUCCAUUUGUCCCCCGCUGGCUGCAGGCUCCGCCUCUAAGAGGACGCCAUCCUCUGCAGGCGAGUGCACUUCCACGGGAGCCUCCAUCGGACCGCUCGUCAGCGGCGUGCCUUCAGUCGUGCGGAUGUCCUGGCUGUCCCCAAGGUAGAAGGUAGCAUCUGUUGGCCCGCCGUCUUCAUCAUCAUCAUCCACGGCGCCAUCUAGGACAUCGUUGGGAAGGAGCACCUUCUUACACUUCCUGUUGGUCGCAUCACGGGGCUCCAAUAUGUCGGCCAGAGGGUCGAGCCUGGGAGAAGAGAAGAACUCCAGGCCUG